AGGGUCCUCAAAGAUCCAAAAUACGAGUAAGUGGAGAUGAAGAGAGGAUGUUUUGGGCAGAAAGGUGUGUGCAAAACCCAAAAGGAGCGGAGCGUGGGGCAGGGUAAGGUCGGCAGGACCGGAUGCGCACCACCGCGGCCUCGCGGAUUUCUGAGCCCCUGGGAAACCUGGGAAGGAGGCUCUUGGUCGCCAUGUCUGCAGCAAGGUGAACCGAUGGAUCCAUGGCGCCGGGCCAGAGAGGUUAGGCGAUGACACCGGACCUGGAAGGCCCUGGGGUCAAGCCGCGGGAGGAGUCAGUUCCUGCGGGGAGAACCGAACCGGCCCACGUGGGUCAGGCCGCCCCGCCCAGCCGCGCAGACGUUGCUGGACUCUGCAGUCCGGGCCGAGGCCGGGGCUGGGGCUGGGAGCUGUGUGCCGGGACCAAGCAGCCACGCCUCUACGGGAGCUCGCGCAGGCGGAGGACCCUACCCCAAGCCCGCAGCGAGCAGGUCCGGAGGAACCGUAGCCAGCCCCGCAGGAGCGGGAGUCUCCAGGCCCAGGUAAACACUGACACCUGCUGCGCUUCUCAGCCUUCCUAACGCUGAGACCCUUUACAGUUCAUGUCGGGGUGGGCCCCACCAUAAGACCAGAUGUUUGCCGCCAUCCAGCCAGGACUAGCAGAGGGGGCCCAGUACCUGGGGGCCCUGCCUCCCGGAGUAUGUCAGCCAGAGCUCCAACCAGACAAUAAUUCCAACUUUGUGGAGAGUGCUAAAGAUGCCAACAAGAACUGGCAUGGUGUGCCCGGCAAAGCGGAACCCAUCCUGAUGAGGAGCUCCUCCCAGUCGCCCUCUGAUAACCAGGUCUUCCAAGCCCCUGGGCUCCCCGAGGCUGGAGUGCGCAGCCCCCCGGAGGGUGCGGAGAUCCCCGGGGCUGAGCCUGAGAAGUUGAGCAGCGCCAGCAGCAUCUGCUCCCCCCUGGAGGACGUGGGCUAUGCCAGCAGUUCCUUGAGCAUCGACAGCCUGAGCAGCAGCCCAGAGCCCAUCUCUGAGAGCCCUCGAGGCCCGAGCCCCCUGGAUCCCCUGCUGCCCUCUGUGGCCCAGGCCGUGCUGCAGUUGCAGGCUCAGGAGCGCUACAAAGAGCGGGAGAAGGAGAAGCAUCAUGUGCACUUGGUGAUGUACCGUCGCUUGGCACUGCUCCAGUGGAUCCGGGCUCUGCAGCACCAGUUGGUGGACCAGCAGGCCCGACUGCAGGAGAGCUUUGACACCAUCCUAGACAACCGAAAGGAACUUAUCCGCUGUCUCCAACAGAGGGAAGCACCUUGCAGGCCCCAGGACCAGGGCUAAGGGUGUGCGAAAGUGUGUAUGCUUGCAGGCCUGUGGUUAUGCACAAAUAAAUACAUGAGUAUUAGUUGGCAUGAGUGCAAAUAAGUGUUUGUGCUAACAGGUAGGUAGGUUAUGUCCAGGCAUGUAUGAAUGAACUUAUAUGUGUUAUAUGUGGCAUGUAUGUUUAUGUAUGCAUGUGUGGCCAGGUACCCACUUAUUCUGGAAUAAGAUAUACAGGCAAAAGAUAUGUAUGCGUAUAUAUGAGUUUGAAUAUAUACAAGCUUGUGUUCGGUAUGAAUGAGCCUUUGUGUGUUGAGACUUAUGUUUGCCAGUGCCGGCAUAGGAAGCAUGUCCUGGGAACAUGUGUAUUUGCAGAAAGACUUUAGAGCAGGUGUGUGCAAACAUACGUUCAAUUACACCUGCAGGGCAUCCACCCAUCCCCUGUGUUCCCAGAGUCUACCCCAGCCUUGUUCUGUCCUGCGUCUCACAGCUUCCUGGAGAAAGAAGCCUGUCUCGCUGUCCUGUAUCUGAGGGUUGUAGCUAACCCAUUCUCCUGGAUUUCCCCGGCUACCUUUCCAUCCCUUCCCCUUAUUUAAUCCAGACCUUGCCCUGUCUGCUAAGACUGCCCUCCCUGAUGUUGGCUUUUUGGUAAGAGUUUUUUGUUUGGGGUGGUUGCUUUUUGUUUGUUUUGCUAAUUACAGUACAAGGGAUUGAGCCCAGAGCCCUGUGCAUGCUAGGCAAAUGUCCUACCACUGAGUUGCACACCCAUCCUCCAAUAAGAGAGUUAUUGGCUGCUCCAGCCUUCCUUCGCACCUGUGCUGCUGUUUGGUCAGGACACUUGGUGGAGAAUGGGUAUCGGGAAGGAAACUGGCAUGGUGGUGGAGCCUAUGGCAAGGGUGGGAGUGGGGAUAAAGAAAAAUAAAACUAUCCUCUUAACAAGAUGCUGGUGGUGCAGGCCUUUAACCCCAGCACUCAAGGGGUUGACCAAGAGGCAGAGGCAGGUGGAUCUAGUGAGUUCCAGGAGAGCCAGGGCUACAGGGAGAAAUAAGGAAGGAAGGAAGGAAGGAAGGAAGGAAGGAAGGAAGGGAAAGGAAGGAUCUUUUUGAACCCUGUCUUUGUCUCUGUGGGAGGGAGGAGAGAGUGACAAUGUAGAACUCUAUGAAGAUUAGGAGAAUUACAAAACCCACCAUACUGCUCUACUGUGAGGAGAGAGGCUGAAAUCCAUACGGUUUAAACUUCUGUUGAAAGGAACUGUGUCCAUGUAAGCAUGCAGGUAUUAGACCAGAUACACCAAGGCCAUGGGGGAGGGGACCUCCCUUCUCUUCACCUCUCCGUGGCUGUGCCUACCUUGCUUCAGCAGCAAUGAAUGUCCAAUUGGGUUGUUUUGUUUUUCUGAAAUCAGCCUGUCCAGAGGAGCUAGAGCUCAGCUUUCCAGUCGUACAGAGGACAGUGUCAGUCCAGCCUCCUGAAGCUCUCAGGAUGGUUGACUAUACUCUUCUUUUACUGUGGCCCCUUUGAACAAGGGUUGACAGGCUGCAGCAGAGGCUUCAUGCCUUGGAAACGUGUAUUGGGUGGGGCAGUAGUUAAGGUAGUAGAACCUUUUGUUUUGGUUCUGGGUGCCAAGAGAAUGCAAGGUCCUAAUGGGUGAGCAAUGACAGGAAGAGGCAACGGUGGCAGGUGACAGGGACAGCUACCUCUGGGCAUCAGUCUCCCCACCUGCAAAGUGGGGCCUCUUCCACUCUAUCUCCAGACAGUUCCGUCCUUGAUCGGUGAGUGGGUGGGUGGGUGGAAUGUGGGCCCUGGGACUUUCUAUAGUUCUUGCAUGUUGAAUGUGAACCUGGCCUCUGGACCAAUCCAGGAUAAAUAAACUAAGGCAGAAAAUUAAA
Molecule: messenger RNA, 3187 nt
Organism: Meriones unguiculatus (Mongolian gerbil)
Lineage: Eukaryota; Metazoa; Chordata; Mammalia; Rodentia; Muridae
Gene: C3H1orf216
Product: chromosome 3 C1orf216 homolog
Exons: 3
Coding region: 630-1322 (230 amino acids)
Source: RefSeq, a predicted model, not a curated record